Molecule: messenger RNA, 3455 nt
Organism: Talpa occidentalis (Iberian mole)
Lineage: Eukaryota; Metazoa; Chordata; Mammalia; Eulipotyphla; Talpidae
Gene: CD248
Product: CD248 molecule
Exons: 1
Coding region: 2-2188 (728 amino acids)
Biological process (GO): cell migration
Cellular component (GO): extracellular matrix; external side of plasma membrane
Molecular function (GO): calcium ion binding; extracellular matrix protein binding; extracellular matrix binding
Source: RefSeq, a predicted model, not a curated record
GAUGCUGCUGCGCCUGCUGCUGGCCUGGGCGGCCGCGGUGCCCACACUGGGCCAGGGCCCCUGGGCCUCGGAGCCCCAUGCCACCUGCGGCCCAGCGAGCUGCUACGCACUCUUCCUGCGGCGCAACACCUUUCUGGAAGCCUGGAGGGCCUGCCGAGAGCUGGGGGGGGAUUUAGCCACACCGCGGACGCCAGAGGAGGCCCAGCGCGUGGACAGCCUGGUGGAGACCAGCUCGGCCAGCGGCUUGCUGUGGAUCGGCCUGCAGCGGCAGCCCCGGCAAUGCCAGCCGCAGCGCCCACUGCGGGGCUUCAUGUGGACCACGGGCGACCAGGACACAGCCUUCACCAACUGGGCCCAGCCAGCCACGGCCGGGCCCUGCCCGGCCCAGCGCUGCGCAGCCCUGGAGGCGAGCGGGGAGCACCGCUGGCUGGAGGGCUCGUGCACGCUGCCCGUGGACGGCUACCUGUGCCAGUUCAGCUUCGAGGGCGCCUGCCCAGCGCUGCCAGGUGAGGCGAGCCAGACAGGCCCGGCCGUCUAUACCACGCCCUUCCAUCUGGUCUCCACCGAGCUGCAGUGGCUGCCCCUGGGCUCCAUGGGGGCCGUGAAGUGCCAGGCGGGGGGAGAAGCCUCUCUGCUCUGCAUGAAACAGCCCGAGGGGGGUGCGGUCUGGUCCCAAGCCGGGCCCCUGUGCCCCAGCGCCUGCGACCUGGACAACGGGUCCUGCGAGCAGGAGUGUGCGGCCGCGUGGGACGGGCGCGCGUCCUGCCGCUGCGCCGAGGGCUUCUGGCUGGCCGAGGACGGGCGCGGCUGCGAGGACGCCUGCACGCACGCCCCCUGCGAGCAGCAGUGCGAGCCCGGCGGGCCGCAGGGCUACAGCUGCCACUGUCGCCUGGGCUUCCGGCCCUCGGAGGACGAGCCACACCGCUGCGUGGACACGGACGAGUGCCAGAUCCCCGGCGUGUGCCAGCAGAUGUGCGUGAACUACAUCGGCGGCUUCGAGUGCUACUGCAGCGAGGGCCACGAGCUGGAGGCGGACGGCGUCAACUGCAGGCCCGCUGGGGCCGUGGGCGCCCCGGCCUCCCGGGGUCUCGGACACCAGCUGGAGGACGAGGAGGGUGAGGAGAACGAAGAGGACGAGCGGGACGAGGAGGACGAGGGGGACGAGGAGGACGAGCGGGACGAGGAGGACGAGGAGCAUUCGCCUGACUACGGCCUGGCCUACGGCCCCGGCAGCCCAGAGACCAGAGAGCAGCUGAUGUCCUUCCUGCACCCCACAGGGCCACCCCUGCUCAGUGCCCCCAGGGACCCCUACCGCUCCGCAGUGCUCUCUGCCACCCGGCCCACAUGGCCGUCCGCCCUGCUCCCAUUCCCGGCCCGUGCCAGGGACGCGGCUUUGCCCGCCGACCGCCGGCGCUCCAUGUCCCCGACCAGCGCUCCAUACCUGCCUGCGGCCCGCCCGCGCCCUGUGACCUCAACCAGACAUCCUGAAAUGUCCCCUGCCCGCCCCUCCCCAAUGUUCCCAGACACCCAGGCCGCUGACACCCAGACCGCCACUCAUUUGUCUCCCCCCCCAGCUAACCACACCCCUCUUGCCAGCACCUAUCCUGCCCGCCAGCCCCCGGGGACGCCAGACCUCAAAGCCUGGGCCAGCCCCUUUCCCAUUGCCUCCACUGUUCAGCAGCCCCUGGCCACUCCUUCCAGGCCCCCCAGAUUCCCUGUCCAUCAAGUCCCCUUGCCAGCUGUCACCCAGCCCCAAGUCCUCCACACUCUCCUGUCCUCGCACAGCCCGACUCAUCAGGCCUCACCCACCAGCCCGACACACGCCCCUCCCAAAGUCCCACAGGCCCCGAGGGAAGGCGCUCCUGAGCCCACACUGGCCCCACACCUGGCCCCAGCGGCGGGCCCCACGGCAGCCCCAACGGCCCUCGGGGAGGCCAGUCCAGCAGGUCGCAGCCGAAGGGAUGACCGGUGGCUGUUGGUGGCACUCCUGGUGCCAACAUGCGUCUUCUUGGUGGUCCUGCUCGCACUGGGCAUUGUGUACUGCACCCGCUGUGGCCCCCACGCACCCAACAAACGCGUCACUGACUGCUAUCGCUGGGUCACCCACACAGGGAGCAAGGGCUCCACGGAACCUGUGCCCCACAGGGGCAGCCUCACAGGGGUGCAGACCUGCAGAACCAGCGUGUGAUGAUGGGGUGCCACGCCGCCCUCUGCAGGGUGUGCAGGGGGAAGGGGCAUGCAUUGGACACAGGGCCCAGGCUGCACCAGGGACCCAUGGGGGCUGCUCCUUUGGACACAGGACUUCCUGCCUGUCCCCCCACUCCCGGGGCCCAGCCGGGCUGCUCUGUCAGUAAACUCUUGGAAACUGCUCCCCAGCCCAACAGAGGAGACACCGAAGCCCCCAGGACCUUAGGGGCGGGGUGCUGGGGUCUUCUCCAAUAAAUGGGAUGCUAACCUCACCCAAUGCUCCUGACCUUGUUGGUGCCCGAAGGGAGGGUCUGGGAGGACUCGGAAACAAAAGAGCUUGUCUGGGCCCCAAAGGAAAUAAGGUAAGACUCUUAAGCGAGGGUAUUAUCCAGAUUCCCAGGAAUCUCGCUGGAGCCCAGAGAGGGCAGAGCCUUGCUCAGGGUCACACAGCAAGCCCAGGAGCAGGGGGUUUGGCGUGGGGAGAAUUCCAUAUUUGUUUCUCUUUUUGCCAAAACUCCAAGGAGGUGGGGCUGAAUCUGAGGGAGGGUUCUACAAUGUGGGUUUCUCCUGAAUGGGAGCCAAAUGGGCUUAGAGAUGAAAGGUAAGUCCUGGGCUUGGUGAAGGGGUCUAGCCGGUGAGCUGCUGACUUCUUCUGGCGUCUCCCUUGCCCGCCUCCCACCCCUGCCCCAGGCUGCACAGAAGGUGGUGGCUAGGGCUGAGAGUCACUCAAGGGUACUGUCCCCCCCUGGGUUGUAGGUACUCUGGAGGUUUUCCUCCACUCAGCGCUGGGGGAGAGGUGUGAGCCCCAGUCUAGCACUAGGGUCAGGAAAGCAGGGAACCCAAGAGAGUAAUCCCACAUCCAAUGCUCCCUGGGUAGCUACCAGAACAAGGUCUUCCCACUUGGGGUCACACUUGGCCCCUCUCCUUAUAGGGGUGCCUGGACAGAGAGAACCCAGGGGGCCCCAGCUGGAGUGGGCAGUCAGGCCGGUCAAGUUUGAGGUGUCUCCUGAUAGUGGCAACCUCCUUCAUCCUGGGCUCCCUGCUUUGGGGAGGAGGAGAGACAGGACCUGGGCUGGGAGGCGCCGGUUCCCACCGCCUCUGUAAUUUUUCAGUUGCAGCCUCUAAGGGACCUCUAAUUAGGCCAGGACAGAGUCACCACGACCACCCGGUCAGGCGAAAACGGGUGGCCGGGGCCCCCUUCCCUACCCGUAUCCUAUGCCACCCUUUGCCUCCGGGCACUGGGUGAGGGUUGGCAGACAGGGCGCGGC